Molecule: messenger RNA, 2885 nt
Organism: Clarias gariepinus (North African catfish)
Lineage: Eukaryota; Metazoa; Chordata; Actinopteri; Siluriformes; Clariidae
Gene: slc7a7
Product: solute carrier family 7 member 7
Exons: 10
Coding region: 356-1861 (501 amino acids)
Biological process (GO): amino acid transmembrane transport
Cellular component (GO): membrane
Molecular function (GO): basic amino acid transmembrane transporter activity; L-amino acid transmembrane transporter activity
Source: RefSeq, a predicted model, not a curated record
CAUCAGGGAGAGAGAGAGAGAGAGAGCUGAUAAGCUGGUACAGAACACGAGCACAGGACCAGAGGCUGACUCUGCUCUUUCAUUCAGUUCUCAUUAUGGCUUGGAAAUCUCCGUCAUUCUUCUUAACUGCCGUGAGGGAGAAGUAAAAGAGCGGAAACGAGCAGUGCUGAGUGACCUACAGUAAGAGCCUCCCGCUUCACCGCACCGUUAUUCAAGAUGUCACCACAUCAACCUCAGGCUAACCUGGACAUAAACUGACUUCCAUAAAACAUUCGAAUUUUAUCAAAAUUGACUGACAGCCAUUAGAACCAUUCGGAAUCUCAGUCAUCCUCCUUUUCUCCAAUCACAGAACAAAAUGGCCAACUAUAUUCCUGCCUCAACGCAAGAAUCUUCCACAGAGGUUACCAAUGGUAACCUGAAGGGAAAUGGUUCUCAGGAGUCAAUGAAACUAAAGAAAGAAAUCUCCCUAAUCAAUGGUGUCUGCCUAAUUGUGGGGAACAUGAUUGGUUCUGGAAUCUUUGUCUCACCAAAGGGUGUGCUGAUUUAUAGCGCUUCCUAUGGCUUAUCAUUGGUAGUGUGGACAGUUGGAGGUAUUUUCUCAGUAUUCGGGGCGCUGUGCUAUGCCGAGCUGGGAACCACUAUUACAAAGUCUGGAGCCAGUUAUGCCUACAUCCUGGAGGCCUUCGGAGGCUUUAUGGCCUUCAUUCGUCUGUGGACAUCACUCCUCAUCAUUGAGCCAACCAGCCAGGCAGUGAUAGCUAUUACCUUUUCCAACUACAUGGUGCAGCCGAUCUUCCCGACAUGUAUUGCACCUUAUGUGGCCAAUCGCUUGUUAGCUGCAGCCUGCAUAUGUUUGCUGACCUUUGUAAACUGUGCCUAUGUGAAGUGGGGGACUCGUGUACAGGACUUCUUCACUUAUGCGAAAGUCAUCGCUCUCAUUGCUGUUAUCAUCACAGGCCUGGUCAAGAUAUUCCAGGGUUACACACAGAAUUUCGAGGGGCUGUUUGAAGGCUCGACACAGGACCCUGGUGACGUGGCUCUGGCUCUGUACUCGGCCCUGUUUUCCUACUCGGGCUGGGACACCCUCAACUUUGUUACUGAGGAGAUCAAAAACCCUGAGAGGAACCUGCCACUGUCCAUUGCCAUCUCCAUGCCCAUCGUCACAGUGAUCUAUAUCUUGACCAACGUGGCCUACUACACUGUUCUUCCAAUCCCUGCUAUUCUGGACAGCGAUGCUGUAGCGGUGACGUUUGCAGAUAAAGUGUUUGGGAUAUUUAACUGGACAAUCCCACUCGCUGUCGCAUUGUCCUGCUUUGGAGGAUUAAAUGCAUCUAUUUUGGCUGCCUCGAGACUGUUCUUCGUGGGCUCCAGAGAGGGCCACCUGCCUGACUACCUGUGCAUGAUUCACGUUAGCCGCUUCACCCCCAUUCCCGCCCUGCUCUUCAAUGGUGCCAUGGCUCUGGUGUACUUGUGUGUGGAGGACAUCUUUAGGCUGAUCAACUACUAUAGCUUCAGCUAUUGGUUCUUUGUUGGUCUGUCCAUCCUGGGUCAGCUGUACCUGCGCUGGAAACAGCCAGACAGACCACGCCCACUGAAGCUCAGUAUCAUCUACCCGAUUAUUUUCUGCCUUUGCACCAUUUUCCUUGUGGUGGUCCCGCUCUACAGCGACACCAUCAACUCUCUGAUUGGCAUCGCAAUUGCCCUAUCAGGCGUCCCUGUCUACUUUCUGUGCUGCUAUACACCGGCCUCCCGUAGACCACUGUGGCUUCGCAAAUUUAUCGCAUCAUCUGGUUUGCUGAUUCAAAAGGUUUGCUAUUGUGUACUUACUGAAAUGGACACUGAUGAAGGAAAAGUGCAGUAGAAUGGGACUGCUAGACAUUGCUCUAUGGUACAGAGGUUUCCCCAUGAUGUAGUUAGAAUGAUUAAAACAUAACACCCAGGAAGUCAUCGGACUAAUAUACAGGCUCUUUGGAUUCUGUUCUAUGCAGAUACCUGAAUGCCCAUACUUCUGGUGGGGGGGAUAACUCAUUACCUCUGAAAAUAAUUUAUGUAGGCGUGUACAUUCAAACUUUUUUUUUUUUUUUUCCCUAUUUUUAAGUUCCUGGGAUUUUUCAGCCCAUUACAUUUUAAUACUAGUGUGCCCGGUUUACAGUCCAUAUUCUAAAUCCUCUCCAAUACUCUCCACCCAUACAAAUUAUGUAGCUGUUUGUUGUAUUGUUUGUAUAGUAAUGAGAACACUAUGAUCAUACAACGACUUUCACAACAUUGGGUUAAUAGAUUGGCUCAUAUCCUUAACAGACGUUAUUAGUGAUAUGUUCAUUGAUGUGCAGCCAAAGAUUAUAACAGAACAAAACAGUCUGGACUGUUAACUGAAGGGCUUAAGUGGAAAAAUGUGGAAAAUUUAGCAAAAAUGAUGCUAAAGAUAUUGUUCGGAUUUUAUUUUUACACACUUUCCACUAUAGCUCAAAUAGGCUAUGACAUUUAAUUAUUGUACACUUAAAGCAAAACAAUUAAACCAGUACCCUUAAUAUGCUUACUGAAGAUCAAUCACGAAUUCAUUCGCUGAUAAGGGGGUAUAUAUAAUCUAUAUCCCUUUAUAAAUGGAAUAUGAAAUGCUACGUAUUUUAUAUUUUUCUAGUUCAUUUACUGAAAUAUGUGCCGACAGCAUAAGCACUGGAUUAUUUUGGUCAGUUGUUUAAGCAGCUGUAUUUGGAGGUGAAACAGGGCUGAAAAAGAAGCUGAGUAAAAGAUAUAAUUGAUUACAUAAAAAUGCAAAGACAGCCUUUAUAAAAAAAUAUAUGAUUUGCACUGAAGCUUGAGAUUUGGAUUUAUUUACACCAUAUUUAUGUGCAAUGGAUUUUAAAUAAAAAGGUCUGUUAAUCAUG